AUAAUUACAGAACGGAUCUUGUAAGCAAAAAGAGAAAAAUGGGAAAAAAACCACUCCACUUAUCGCCAAGAUGAAGCAUGAGCUUCUUCGAUGGAAUCCAUGCCACUACUCUCUGCUUCCACCUUCCUUUCCCCGACUUUCUUUCAAAAUCUCGAGAGCCAAACAGGCUUUUCGACCUCAAAUCUAUGCUUCUAUAGAUUCUGCCGGUACUCAGCAGGAGCUAACGGCGAGGGAGAGGAGGCAGCUAAGGAACGAGAGGAGGGAGAACAAAGCAGUGUAUAAUUGGAGAGAAGAAGUCGAGGAGCGGCUGAUGAAGAAGCCGAAGAAGCGGUACGUGACUCUGGCUGAAAAACUCAAUCUUGAUACCUUGGCUAAAUUGGGUCCUCAAUGGUGGGUGGUACGCGUCAGGCGGGUUCGGAGCCAGGACACUGCUGAAUUGAUUGCUCGUUUGCUGGCGAGGAACUUCCCUGACCUUGAAUUUAAGGUUUAUACUCCAGCUAUCCAGGAGAAGAAGAGAUUGAAAAAUGGUUCUUACUCAAUUAAACCAAAACCACUUUUUCCAGGGUGUGUUUUCUUAAGGUGUGUAUUGAACAAAGAGAUACAUGACUUCAUAAGGGAGAUUGAAGGCGUUGGAGGUUUUGUGGGAUCCAAGGUUGGAAAUGCAAAGAGACAAAUAAAUAAACCUAGGCCGUUGUCUGUUGAUGACAUGGAAGCAAUCUUCAGGCAAGCAAAAGAAGAACAAGAGAAGGCCGAUCAAGCUUUUAUAGAACAAGAACAAGGUGUAGGAGCUGGCAACUCUGUGAAGCAAAAUCCAGAACCUGAUUUAGAUUCCAAUGAUGUUUCAAAAUCUGUUUUGGAUUCAAAACCAAAACGACAAACAAGAAAAGCUUCCGAUCCCAUUGAGAAUAUAGCUAAGGAUGCUAAACGGCUCUUGCCAGGUUCAAAAGUUCGAGUUGUUUCUGGGACUUUUGCAGAAUUUGUAGGCAUCCUGAAGAAAUUGAAUCGGAAAACUAGAAAGGUAACUGUAGAAUUUACACUAUUUGGGAAAGAGACUUUGGUAGACUUAGAUGUUAAUGACAUUGUUAUGGAGGCAAACUGAUAUAAAUCCGCUCAUUCCUGAUUGUAACUGAUAACUAGUAAGUUCACUUUUUCCGUGAUAUUUAUUAUUUACUCAAUCUUUUUGGUGGGUAUUUCUUCACUUAUGGAAUGCAUUGUGGAAGCCAUAACAUAUCCUUUCAUGUUUGCUUGUUGGUUUUUGGGUUAUUCUUUGUUGCUUGUUCAUGUGUAUGAUUCUUUUUG
Rubroshorea leprosula is the source of this 1299-nucleotide messenger RNA. Lineage: Eukaryota; Viridiplantae; Streptophyta; Magnoliopsida; Malvales; Dipterocarpaceae. The record is from the annotation of a GenBank genome assembly.